Glossina fuscipes is the source of this 2078-nucleotide messenger RNA. RefSeq names its product cysteine protease ATG4B (gene Atg4a). The record is from RefSeq and is a predicted model, not a curated record. The coding region runs from base 553 to 1833 and encodes 426 amino acids. The transcript has 8 exons. NCBI's taxonomy places the organism in Eukaryota, Metazoa, Arthropoda, Insecta, Diptera, Glossinidae. Gene Ontology annotation, molecular function: protein-phosphatidylethanolamide deconjugating activity.
GUUAGUAAAAAACAAAGAAAAAGUUCUUUGUUUUGCUAGAUUUCGUAUAUUAAACUUCUUAUAAAAAGCGAAAAAUUGUGUUGAAAACAAUUACAUUAAAAAUAUUAAAGCCACUGCCAAUUAAGUGAACAGGUCAAGAAACAGGAUAGAAAAUCAGCGAAUGCAUUUUUGGCAGGAUGGAAUGAGCACUCAGAAUAAAUAAUAAUAGAGGCACAGAGAAAGGAAGAGAGCAAAAGUAAUUGCUUAUCAAAUAAAUUCUUUUUUUGCGGAUUGUAUUAAAUUUUAAUGGAAAGGAUUGAAAAAUCGACAACACUUUCUGGCAUUAUAAUACAGAUCAGUUAAACUGACUCUUGUCAUAUUUCAGUUGAUUGCAGUUCCUCAUCCUUCGCUGUUUUUGGACUCGUCCAAGCAUAUGUGUUCUAGUAAUCCUUUUAGCUCCCAUUGCUUGGUAUUUAACAUCUUGAAGCCUCUCGACUUCUCCAUCGGUCGCACUUACGUGGUACCGAUCGUUUCAUCGUUUUAUUUAUCAAUUUCCAUCAAUGGUGUAACAGAAUGGACAGCGUUUUUGAAGCAUAUUUAGGACCGGAUGGAAUGUUAGGAGCGGUGGCUGGAAGUGGCGGUGAACCUGACGAUAUACCCAAAGUUAAUAGCAAAGUGUGGGUUUUGGGUAAACAGUACAAUGCCGUACAAGAGCUAGAUUUAAUACGCCGAGACAUAAGGUCGAGGCUGUGGUGUACAUAUAGAAGAGGUUUCGUGCCUUUAGGGGAACCGCAACUAACUACUGACAAAGGUUGGGGUUGCAUGUUGAGAUGUGGCCAAAUGGUCUUGGCACAAGCAUUAAUCGACUUGCAUUUGGGGCGCGACUGGUUUUGGAGCACAGAAUGCCGUGAUUCUACUUACCUAAAAAUUGUUAAUCGUUUCGAAGAUUCACGUAAAAGUUACUUUUCUAUACAUCAAAUUGCUCUAAUGGGUGACUCAGAAGAUAAAAAAGUAGGCCAAUGGUUUGGCCCAAACACAGUUUCACAAGUGCUCAAAAAAUUAGUUCGUUACGAUGAUUGGUGUAGUUUGGUGAUACAUGUGGCCAUGGACAAUGUCAUUGUUAUAGACGAUAUAAUUACUCUUUGCUUGGAGAAGCCUCAAAAUGAGGAAAGCUGGAAGCCGUUAUUGCUUAUGAUUCCCUUGCGUUUGGGCUUAAGUGAUAUUAACCCGAUUUAUAUACCCGCGCUUAAAAAAUGUUUUGAAUUGGUGGGCAAUUGUGGAAUGAUUGGUGGCAGGCCGAAUCAAGCUUUAUAUUUUGUGGGCUAUAUUGAUGAUGAGGUUUUAUACUUAGAUCCACACACUACACAACGUUCCGGCACAGUUGGCCAAAAAACGUCCGCGGAUGAAAUAGAUUUUGACGAGACUUUUCAUCAAAAAUACGCAGGUCGAAUCAAUUUUGCACAAAUGGAUCCCUCAUUGGCACUGUGUUUUCUGUGCAAAUCCCGUGUGGCUUUUGAUAUAUUACUGGAUAAAAUGAAAACGGAGGUUUUACCGGCCAGUCCUCAACCUUUAUUUGAAAUAAUGCAAAAGCCUAGUUCGGAGUGGAAAUCUACUGUAGCAGUUACUAGUCCAUGUAGACAUUCACACUCUAGUGAUGAUCUAAUCAGUUAUAAUCACUCUUUGACCAUCCCGACUGUCUUGCAAGACUCGAGUUAUAUCUCAGAUCGUACUACUUCUACUAACUAUGGCGAUACAGAAGAUUUUGAAAAUGUUAAUCAUACGCCACGCGAGUUGAGACGUGCUUGCUGUGACGACGUAUUGGAUUCAGAUGAAGACUUUGAAUUUAUUUCUUAGUUUCUUUUUUAAGAUCACAUAUGUACGUGUAUGCAAUUUUUGUUAUAUGGAGUAAAGUUUAAUGAGCAGAAAUGUUGGGGAGAUAUAUAUAUAUUUUUUUUAUAUUAAGAUUUUUUUUUUAUAAAAUUAGCUUCUAAAUUUUGUAUAAUUAAAUCAAAACUGUUUUAAACAUUUCACAAAAGUCUUCGAUACCUUAUCGGGUGUUGAAAAAGCCUUAAGUAAAUAAAUAAAAUUAAUUUGGCUUU